Molecule: messenger RNA, 1815 nt
Organism: Aspergillus puulaauensis
Lineage: Eukaryota; Fungi; Ascomycota; Eurotiomycetes; Eurotiales; Aspergillaceae
Gene: sit2
Product: putative siderochrome-iron transporter
Exons: 3
Coding region: 1-1815 (604 amino acids)
Biological process (GO): transmembrane transport
Molecular function (GO): transmembrane transporter activity
Source: RefSeq, a predicted model, not a curated record
AUGGCCAUUUUGGAUAAGCUGGAAAAGUUCACUUCCCGCGACCGUGCGGCCGAGUCGAACCCCACUGAGCCCAAGGGACCCCAGAACCCUGAGGAGCGUAUCGUACAGGACGGCGAAUCGACCGAUUCCAGUCUGUUUGCUCGUAACGAGAAGGAAGUCGAGCAGAACCCGGACCAGAUCACUCAAAAUGCUCACUUGGGUGUGCAAAAGGCCGAGGCUACGACCUUGGUCUGGCCCAAGAAGGCUGUCUACGCUAGCUACGCUUGGAUCUGGGUGUGCUUCUUCUUGCUGGCUCUUACGUCGUCUGUCUCCGGCUCUGUACAACCCAACGCGUUCUCCAACUUCCAGCAAGCCCCGCAGGUGUCGACAGCGAACAUCCUGGCAAGUAUCAUUGGAGGUGUGCUCAAGUUACCGAUUGCGAAGAUUCUUAAUCUCUGGGGUCGUGCGGAAGGCUUCCUGGUUUUCCUUGGCGUUCACAUUGUCGGUUUGAUUAUCCUCGCGGCUUGCAACAACCCCGAUUCAUAUGCGGCUGGAUACGUCCUUUUCCAAGUUGGUUACAGUGCGCUGUUCCUCAUCAUGGACGUCUUUAUCGCUGAUACCUCCGGUCUGCGCAACCGUGCCUUCACUUUCGCCUUCUCCCAAACCCCUUUUAUUUGCACUGCCUUCGCCGGUCCUCUUGCUGGUCAAUCUUUCAUUGAUAAUGCUUCCUGGCGUUGGGGUUACGGCACUUUUGCUAUCGUUAACACUGUCGUCUUUGCCCCUCUUGCUAUCGUGUUCAAGUUCUACCAGAGAAAGGCUGAAAAGAUGGGCUUAUACAAGAGGGAGCCGAGCGGUCGCACCGUUAUUCAGUCCAUUAUUCAUUACAUUCAUGAGUUUGACUUGGUGGGCGCUUUGCUGCUGAUAGCUGCUUUUGUUCUCUUUCUUCUUCCCUUCAGCUUGACAUCGGGUGGAUCAGCGGGGUACAACAGCGCUACCUUCAUCGCCAUGCUGGUGAUCGGAUUCUGCCUCUUCUUCGUCUUUGCCGCAUGGGAGAAGUGGGGUGCCCGUGCCCAGUUCAUUAGAUACGAGCUCUUGAAGCAGCGCAGCGUGUUGGGGGCCUGCUUCAUGGCCGCCUUGGCAUUCUUCUCCUUCUACUGCUGGGACCUGUUCUUCACCAAUUUUUUGAUGGUCGUCUACAACCUUAGUGUCACGAUGGCCGGGUACGUGUUCAACAUCUACAACGUCGGAUCCUGCUUCUGGGGUGUGCUUUUCGGAAUCUACAUCCGCUACACCAAGCACUUCAAGUACGCCUGUCUCCUUUUCGGCCUGCCCCUCCUCUUCCUGGGCUCCGGCCUGAUGAUCCACUUCCGUGGCGAAAAUGAAGGCAUCGGCUACAUUAUCAUGUGUCAGAUCUUCAUCGCCUUCGGAGGCGGCACUCUCGUCAUCGGCGAGGACAUGGCUGUCAUGGCUUCCGCCGACAGAGAAGGCGUUCCCAUGAUGCUUUCCUUCCUCGGUCUCUUCUCCAGUCUAGGUGGUGCCAUCGGCCAAGCCGUCGGUGUUGCCAUCUACAACAACACCUUCACCAAGGCCCUCGAAUCCCGCCUGCCCGACAACCUCAAGGACCAAGCCAUGAGUAUCAACCUGGACGGCUACCUCGUACAGGUCACGUACCCACUUGGCUCGGAUCGUCGCAACGCCGUCAACUACGCCUGGGGCCAGAGCCAGAUGUAUGGUGCCAUCGCUUCCACUUGCCUUCUUGUCCUGGGUUUCCCUUGCGUCGCUGUGUGGCGGAACUUCAAUGUCGACAAGAAGCAGAACAAGGGCAACCUUCUCUAG